Messenger RNA from Arabidopsis arenosa, 904 nucleotides. Lineage: Eukaryota; Viridiplantae; Streptophyta; Magnoliopsida; Brassicales; Brassicaceae. The record is from the annotation of a GenBank genome assembly.
GAUAGAUAUCCCCGACAGCUAAAUUCUGUUUGAUUAUGUUGGUAAUGCUCUCUCUUUGAGUUUCUAGAAACUCAUUUACUGCUUUUUGACUUGAAAGAGAAGCCAAUUGGUAGGUCUCCAAUUCUGGGACGUGUGUAUCUGAGUUAUGAGGUUGGUUCUUUUCCUGAGAAUCUGAUUCCUCCGCAUAUUCGAUGGGACGAGAAAAAAGAGCCUAUGUACACGACAGAGCAAGAGUAUGUUAUGAUGAGAAGACAAGUCAGGAAGAGCAAGGGAUUCGACAUCGAUUUCACACAGUUCCGCUCUGUUUUCAAUUACCGCCCUAUGGAUAUAGACGAUUUUGACUGUAAAGAGUAUUCUUUGGCACCAGAAACCACUAGGGAGUUACUCGAGAGGCUGUCUCGAAACUCCCUUAAGAACUACAACAAAGAAUGGUUUACAGAAUAUGAAUUUCUCAAUGUUGUCAAAGCCAAUUCUUACAUGUGUUCUGGGAGAAUGUAUUUCUUAACCUAUGAGGUUCGAGAUCCUUACGACAACCUGCCAAAGCUCUUCCAAGCUAGGGUCCGCUAUUAUUAUGAUGUUACGGAUGACUACAUAUUAUGCAGACCAAAACCCAAUCAGAAAGGUAUUAUUGUUCUCUUCUUUCUACGUGACUAAUGUAAUCGUUUCUAUAGAUCAUUAGGCCAGAUUGUUUGUGAAUUAGCAAUUGUGGUGUGCAUUUGUAUCAUUCUUUCUCUUUUGGUUUAUAUGAUCCUAUAUAUGUUUCUUCAUAAGACUCUUUUGUAAUGGUAAAAUUUGAUUGUUUUGUCAGUCAAAUGCGUUGGAACUUCCAGGAAACAUAAAAGGUAAACCCGUCGUUUAUCUUGAUGCAUCUCUUCCUUUAUGUUAAUAGACUCUCCAAACUCUU